AUGUCAAUUCCUAAGCCAAGCAACGCCCUCAGAUUGGGUUCCACUGCCCCCGACUUCCAGUCGGAAACCUCGAACGGUCCAAUUUCUUUCCACGAGUUCAUCGGUGAUUCCUGGACUGUCUUGUUCUCGCACCCUGAUGAUUUCACCCCAGUGUGCACCACUGAGCUGGGAGCUUUUGCCAAGCUUGAGCCAGAGUUUGCCAAACGUGGGGUCAAGCUUAUUGGUCUCUCUGCCAACGAGACCGAGUCCCACAAAGCUUGGAUCAAGGACAUUGAUGAGAUCACGGGAUCCCAUUUGACUUUCCCAAUCAUUGCCGACCCACAGCGCAAGGUCGCACUUUUGUACGAUAUGAUCGAUUUCCAGGAUGCUUCCAACGUGGACGACAAGGGAGUUCAGUUCACUAUCCGUUCUGUUUUCAUUAUUGACCCUAAGAAGAAGAUCAGACUGAUCCUGACCUACCCAGCUUCCACUGGUCGUAACACUGCCGAAGUUUUGAGAGUCAUUGACUCGUUGCAGACCGGUGACAAGCACAGAGUGACCACCCCUAUCAACUGGGUUCCUGGUGACGAUGUCAUUGUCCACCCCAGUGUUUCCAACGAUGAGGCCAAGACCCUGUUCCCUAAGUUCAGAGUCAUUAAGCCAUACCUUCGUUUGACUCCUCUUGAUGUUUAA
Molecule: messenger RNA, 672 nt
Organism: Kuraishia capsulata CBS 1993
Lineage: Eukaryota; Fungi; Ascomycota; Pichiomycetes; Pichiales; Pichiaceae
Exons: 1
Coding region: 1-672 (223 amino acids)
Biological process (GO): cell redox homeostasis; cellular response to oxidative stress; cellular oxidant detoxification
Cellular component (GO): cytosol; mitochondrion
Molecular function (GO): peroxiredoxin activity
Source: RefSeq, a predicted model, not a curated record